Molecule: messenger RNA, 1770 nt
Organism: Malus domestica (apple)
Lineage: Eukaryota; Viridiplantae; Streptophyta; Magnoliopsida; Rosales; Rosaceae
Biological process (GO): Golgi vesicle transport
Cellular component (GO): membrane
Source: RefSeq, a predicted model, not a curated record
UGUGGAUCCGGAGAGGAUCUCGUCCGUACCGUCCAUCCUUACGCUCCAAAAAAGUUUCUCGUUCCGACAUUUUAACGAACACCUUUCGUGUCCGUUUCGGGCAUCUCUGUAACCCUAAACCCUAAAAUCCCAAUUUCUUAUUCGACAUUUGAAAUUAAAUUUUUUAUUUUUAUGUGAAUAAAUACUGCAACUUUCUAUUUGGAGGUGAUCGUAAAAAACAAAAUAAAUAGAAAAUAAUGGCGUCGAGCUUGCACCAAUGGGAGUCGGACCCUCUGUUCUCCGCAGCCGAAGUCGUCCAAGAUUCCGCUGACAGGAUGGAAUCGGUUUUCCGCUCUCUGCUGCAUGAGCUCAGUCUUGUUCAAGGUGACUGUCCAGACCCAAAGUUACGUGUGUCAAUAGAUUAUCACAAACGUGAUCUUGCUACAACACUUGAAACUGCAAAGUGGCAGUUGGAAGAUUUUGAAAGAGCAGUAAGCUUUUCAGCUAUGGCAGGAAGGUCUCAAAAUUGGGAGGAUGUAAUUUCAAGACACAAACAGUUUAUAGGAGCCAUUAGGGAACACAUACUUUAUGUGGAGAAGAGCUUGGAGGGUACAGCUAUAGGAGAUGAUCUCAUGAGAAAUACAGAGUGGGUUAACUUGAAUGAACAAGAUAGAGAUGGUUUGGCAUUGUUCCUUUCUGGGGGAAAUAAUGCCGAGCCCACUGAUUGUCAAAAAGUGGAAGACAACAGUAUCUUGAGAAGAUUUCUUGAUCCAACCACAUCUAAUGCUAAAGACGGCACUUCUGGUAUCGUUGAGGACAAAAACAGAGAAAUUGAGGACUUGAAUAUGAAUGGAGUGGCACAUGUGGACCGUGUUAUUGAAUCUAUCAAGGAGAAUAACUUGAGGAAAGUUGGUUCUUAUAGCAGAUUCGGUGAAGGUGGGAGUUGGGACAUUGGCAGUACAAGGUUGAAAUCUGACUUUACAGAUUCUUUUCCAGAGACCUCUUGUAACAGAUAUGGAGGUGGUGAGAGUUGGGAUCUGGAAGCUAACGAAGCCAAACCUGAAAGCUUCAGCAGAACAAACGUAUUUGGGUUCUUGAAUACGGCAUGGAGUGUUUAUGGGAGUAGGGUAACUGGGAGCUAUACAAAGAGAUUUAAAGAUGGAGAAGAACAAAGUCAUUCCCCAUCAAGUGCUGGUGUUUCUCAUGGCGCACAGCAUCAGGGACCGUGGUUGUAUAGAAAUUUCAAAGAGUUGGGUAUGGGGAUUCGGACAAAAGUAAUGUACUUACGGACCUGGCUUGGUGUAUUUAGGGCAAGAUAUGAAAGAUCACCUUAUCACAUUCAAGUUCAGCGGCAUUCUAUUCAAGUGGUGUUGAUAAUACUACUUACGCUCAUUAUUUUAGGCAUACUGGUGUCCCGGCUUGCUUAAAGACAUUCGAGGUUUGGGUACACUCAACAAUCUGUAUAUGUAAAGGGUUUUCUCAAGACUUUUUAACAUGGGAAGAACUGCUUUUUCGCCAUCUGACCCUCAUCAUGGUCGGAUGCCAACACUAUUCAAACUCGGAGAAAUUUUGCACCGAUGGGCAUCGUGCCAUUGUUCCGAGAGUGAAUUUCUGUCGGAUGUAUUGGUUUUGUGUGAUCGUCGGUUCUGCUAGUAGGCAGCAUGACUGUAUUGUCAAGAACACUGGGGCCGUUGGAGCCAGUAUAAUGGUUUUCUUUCAGCAGUGUGUAAAUUUGUGUUGGUACUCUCGAGUGAUUACGUUGUAUUUGGUCUGAAACUGCAAUUGUUGAUA